Messenger RNA from Cylicocyclus nassatus, 440 nucleotides. The record is from the annotation of a GenBank genome assembly. NCBI's taxonomy places the organism in Eukaryota, Metazoa, Nematoda, Chromadorea, Rhabditida, Strongylidae.
AUAAGCUGACACGAAGAUUGCGACCAUGGCUCCAUUCAAUUCCCAAGUAUUUCAGCUCCAAGUCACUCCGCGCCAUGAUAGCGGGCGACGCAAGCUAGUGCGACGCAUACGUGAACGUGAUGGGCUCCGCAAGAACGCAUGUGGGCCGAUGCAAGUCGUCCGCCAAACUCGUAACGAGGCAGUCUUUGGAGAUGGUUAUAAAGCCCGUAUUGGAUCAUUUGCGCCCGAUCGAAUAGUGCGCGCUUGAAUAGCGCCUUACAGAGGAAUGAUACUUGGUCGAAGUGAUGUGCCACGCUCUUUCCCAGCUGCCUCUGACAACCCAGCUAAAAUAAGUGAGAGAAAUACAAUGGACUCCCGGUUGGGUCAGUUGAUGGAUGACGGUGUGACGAUCGACGAGUGAUGUCUGGGAACGUGAAUUAUUUUGUCAGUAUAAAAUACCC